This is a messenger RNA of Hydra vulgaris (swiftwater hydra), 4520 nucleotides long. RefSeq lists its product as uncharacterized. Gene Ontology annotation, molecular function: guanyl-nucleotide exchange factor activity; small GTPase binding. The record is from RefSeq and is a predicted model, not a curated record. Lineage: Eukaryota; Metazoa; Cnidaria; Hydrozoa; Anthoathecata; Hydridae.
UCUAAACACAUUUCUUGAUUUUAUUUAUGUAAUUAAUUUUUGUUCUGCAUCUACUCAACUCAAAGUAUGUUCCUUAUCAUGAUGAAUUUGUAUUUCAAAAUUUUCCAAGAUUUCAAGUGUUUGUUUCAAGUGUAAACAUGGUUAAUAUUAAAAACAGCGGUUGCAUCCAGCUGUUAUUCAUUAGCUUGGUAAUUUAUUAUUGUUCAUUUGGCUGUUAGAGUUAAUGAGCUGAAAAUUCAUCGUCCAAUUGUCAGGAGAUUUACUGUUAUCCACGUGUUACUUGCAAUAAGCUGAUUUUGGUUUUUGAAUAUUAGAACUUUAUCUUCUAUUUCCAUUUAAUUGCCUUUGGUUGUAAAUGAUCUUUCAAAAAAUAUGGUCAAGACGUGGAAGUUUAGCAACAGAAGGUUCAUCGCCUUUGCUUCCAAGACGCUCAUCUGAAGCUAACAUUGGCCUCAGGACUACAGAUUUUGACUGUAUGAUGGAAUUGAAGAAGCAAUCUUCUGCACCAACUAAGGCACAAUUAAAGAGCACAGUUUUCCAAAAUGAUUUUUCAUCAUCUGAUAAAUUUAACUUCAAUACUUUAGAAGAUUCUUCUUCAAAUUUAAAACGUAAAAAAAACAGUUCACACUCAAGUGAAACAUCCUGUGAAUCUUUGGCAACUUAUGAAAAUACUGAUAGUGACUCUUUUACUGAAAACUCUCUACACAAUUUAGCUUUAAAUCAAUCUGAUAUUUUUUUAAAUAUGACUCUUGAUUCCAAAUCAAAAGGGUCUCCUAAUUCUAUUUAUAGUUGUUCAAAAGACUCCAUAUUUGAUUCAAGCUUAGAUUCCUCUUACUUAAAUAAAACAUUUGAAAAUGGAGACAUUCUUAAUCCUCGCUCUCCAUUCUUAGUUGAUGCAAACUUAUCAAGAACUCAAAAAAUUUGUCAUGAAAUGCUUAUUACUGAGAAAACUUAUGUAAAUGAUUUGAGAGAAGUUAUUGAAGGCUAUAUAUAUCACUUGAAACAACAAACUGACUUGAAUAUUGAAGAAUUAUUUGGAAACUUGGAGGAAAUUUAUGAAUUUAAUAAAGAAGUGUUGUCUCUUAUGGAAGAAUGUGAAAUUGAAGACAAUGAAAUUGAUGUUGUGCAACUUGCAAAUAUUUUUUGUGAAAAGGCAGAGGGAUUCAAUCACCAUUACACAAGCUACUGCACAAAUUUUCCAGAAAUUUCGUCACUGUUUACUGUUAUAAUGCACGACCCCAGAAUUUCAGCAUUUUUUACAAUGAGACAGCAUGUUAUUGGUCAUGCAUUAUCAUUAGAAAGUUAUUUGCUAAAACCAGUUCAACGAAUACUAAAGUAUCAUCUCUUGUUUAGGGAUAUUUUGAAAAGUUAUGAUGGAGAUGUGGACAGUUAUAAUAUAAUAAAUUCUGCUUCGCAGAAGAUGAGCGAUGUAGCAGAGUACAUCAAUGAAAUGAAACGUUUACAUGAGAAUGCUCAGAAAGUUCAAGAAAUUUUAAACAAAAUAGUUGAUUUGAAUGAUGCAAUGAAUGUGUUUAGUACAGGAAGAUUUGUUUUAGAGAACAGUUUUAAAGUACAUGGCAUAAGAGGUGAUCGCUACUUUUAUUUAUUUGAAAAAAUGCUUCUAGUUUGUAAAAAAAGUGAUGACAUGUAUCAUUUUAAAGAAAAGAUAGAGUGUUCCGAUAUGAUUCUACAAGAAGGUAUGAAAGACUCACUUAUUUUUCAAGUGAUGCGUUACAGCAAUUCAAAAGUGUCCUAUUCAAUUGUGGCAAAAAAUCUAGAAAUAAAAAAAAUAUGGAUUCAACAUUUAAAGCGUUUGAUUGUAGAGAGUCAUAAGGCAUUGAUUCCGCAAACUGUUCGCCAAGCCAUAUUAGGACCUGAAGAAAAAUCAAGAAGCAAAUAUAAUUCCUUGUCAAUUGAUGCACUUGAUGAUCCAAUAUUUAGUAAUAAAAUAUCAGCCAAAAAUAAAGAAAAUCAUGGAGUUGUAACUUAUAAAAAGGAACAGAAUGAUAAAGACUUACUUUCACCUAAACGUAAUCUAAAUACAAAAGCCAAAGAAUUUUUAUUAGAUAAAAGAAAUCGUGUGUCAAUGAGACCAUCAAGCCCAAACAUUAUUCAUGAAAAAGAAAAAAAAGAAAAAAAUCGUUGGAUGCUGUUUAACAAACCAAAACGAAGUGCUGACCACAGCAAUCAAGAACCAUACAACGCAAUGCAACACCAUACGCAAUACAACAACGUACUGGGUGUAAAUAUAAAUAGGACAGAGACAUUGACAAAAUCAAGAAGUUUAGAAUCUUUAAAGGACUCGAUUAAAGAUAGUCAAAAUGAGUUAAAAGUGGUCCAUGAGGACAAUAUAACUGGCGAUCAUGAUUAUGCUGAAAUAAAAGAUAUUAUAAGAAUGAUUAGGCAGCCUGCUCUAGCAAAUUUAGAUAGUGUUGAAAACUCAUUUUGCGUCAAUGAAGCGGAAUCAUCUUUAAAUAAUAGUGCACAACAAGAACAAAUAUUAGAAGAAUUACAACCGGGUUUUUCUAACGAAAUUUGUGACCAGCAAGACGAGUUUACACAAAUCAGACACCGUGCAAGUACCACAGACAAAUUGAGUCGUCUUGAGAAAAGACUUUCAAUUUUAAACGAUGAUGACAAUUCCUCAACUUCAAUUAAAGCAAUGGUUCGUAAAGUAAGCAAUGCAUUUGGCAAUCCUGUGCAGCCAUUUGAAACUUCUCUUAAGGGGUCUGUUAUUUCGCCUGGAAAUGUUUCUAAUGUCUCUAGGGAUUUAAGUAUACUUUUGGGAAACUCUUUGGAUAAAACUAGAUAUCGCUAUAGUGUUGGCAGUUUGCAAAAUUCUUUUUUCAGAGCGCCCCUUGAAAGAUCUCGAUCGCUUACAUCAUUUAAAGAAAUUACUGGCAAAAAAGAAUCUUCUUCAGAAAAUCAACUUUUAUCAGUUUCAAAGAUAAGUUUAAGCUCUAAUGAGGAUCAAUCUUGCUCAGAAGACGUUGACGAUGUCGUUGACGUUGACGAUGUCUUGGAAAGUAUUAAACAUGAAUUAGGAAGUAUUGUGAAAAAUAAUGACAAAGUGUCUAUGAGACCAACGAGCCGCCAACAAGCUGCAGUGAGACCUCUAUCAGCCUUUGAAACAACUUUAGAACUUUCUAAGAAAGAACCAUUGUUUAUCUCUUCAAGCUGUACAGCUAUUGAUAUUAACGCAAGAGCAGCAGCAGUUGACGAGCGUUUGAAGAAAGCAAAUCCUGAAACAGCCUCUCUAGAUACAGUAAGAGAAUUAAACGUAGAAGUUAAACGUGUAGCUGAUCGAAUCAGAGAGUAUAAAAAGCUAAUAGAUGCCGAGAAAAAAGUAAGACCUUUAAAAGUAAAUGAACCAUUGUCAGAAAUGAUUGAGUCUUUGGAUUCUAUAAAGCAAUCACCGAUUGCCUCGUCUACAACUUAUUCAUAUCAUAGAAAACGCUUUUCUCGACCCCCUAGUAUUUUAAAUCAAAAUGAUGUUUUUGAGUUAGAAGCUGAAAGUUUGGAACAAAGCAGUCAAACAAAUGACCUUUUGUCGCAAAUUGAAAAUAAGCCUGAUCACGUACUUGAAAAAAUAUAUACACACAAGCCAUCAAGUAUUGUUACACUUAAAAAUGAAGAAACGGGUAUUCCUCCUUUGCAAGAAAAAAAUAAAUAUGAUGAUAAAACUAUCGAGGAAAAACGCGUUUUCUUUUCCGAAAAGAGGAAAGCUAAAUCGUUUAACGAAACAUUAAAUAGUGACGAAUAUAUUCAAAAUUCUAAAAUCAUGUCGGUUAACGCUACCUCAAUUCAUAAAGAUAUGCCUAAUCAGCGUAUUUUAAUUCGAACACCCUCAUUACCUCAAAUGGAUAAAAACUCAUAUAAGUUAAAAACUUCUAAUAUCCGUGUUAAAUCUCGUCGCAAUUCUGCGUCUUCUUUAUCUAUAAACAAUGAAAACGAUGACAAUCAUAUUCGUGGUCGUGUUCAAAUCAGACAUUUACCAAAUAACUCUAGUGAAAACGAGGUAUCGCCAAAGGUGAACCGGCUUUUUGUUAAGAGAAAAAGCUUUUAUCGAAGUGCUUCAUUACCAAGACGGUCUUAUAAAGUAGAAUUUAAUGAUACAAAAGAAAAAACUGAUGUCAUACAAGACGUGACAUGGUCGCCGUCUGCUUAUUGUAAUCAACAAAACUUGGUUAAUGAUCGUAUAAAGCAGUAUUUUACGAACUUGCAAACUGCAUCAAAAAUUUCCACAAGUAGACCAAGACUUUUAUUAGUUGGAAGUUACGAUUCUGACAGUGAUACUUCAUCUGAUGGACAUAUUCCUUUCAAAACUAGUAAUUCUCUCUGUGACAAUGAAGUUGUACAAAACGACAAUCCUGAUCAUAUAAUGAAAGGAACGGUGAGAAGUAUGAUCAAAAAGUAUGCCGCUAAUUAUGUUUUUGAUAAAUAAUAGUUUGUAAUAUUUUUUAAAAAAGAUUUUUGUAAUAUUUAUUAUUGUUAUUGUUAAUAUUAAACAGCGAAAAAUA